AGCAAUGAGGUCGUGAAAUAAUUUUUUUUAGAUAAUGAUUCAUCUGUUUAUGACAAAGCCUUCUCAAGUUUUUUGUCUCAUACCAUACGCCCACAUAUUAACUGAUAGCUGUAAUCAUUGAUCAAUGGAUAAAGUUUGAAUGCAUCUUGUGUGAGUCACAAGAUCCAUGAAUAGACUUAUUAUGCUAUCUUGUGACAUGGCAACACUCCCCAAUUUUCGAAAAACUCUUCCUAGCUGCAGGACAAUAACAUGGCUCUGGUUUUUGUCAAUUUUCUUUCUCUGUUGCUCCUACUCUUGGGAGGCUCAAGGGCCCAAGGAGAUAAAAAAAAUGUGCUCUUCAUAGCAGUAGAUGACCUGCGGCCAGAGCUAGGCGCCUACGGGGCAGACUAUGUAUCAACUCCAAACAUCGACUCGCUGGCAUCCAAAUCAAUACUGUUUGAAAGGGCUUACUGCCAGGUUGCUGUGUGCUCGCCUUCUCGUGCAUCCUUGUUAACAGGACGCAGACCCGACACUAAUCAUGUUUGGAGGAUAUCAGACAAUGAGUAUUGGCGCACGACAAACAAUGCGACUAAUGCCACUACAAUCCCACAAUAUUUUAAAGAAAAUGGAUACAUUUCUAUUGGGAUGGGCAAGAUAUUUCAUCCAGGAGCACCUGGAGGAAAUAAUGAUGAACUCUACUCAUGGUCUCUGCCAUAUUUUGAGCCCAACAUACCCAGGACCAGGUUCAGUGAAGCACAAGGGGCAGCUUGGUAUAGCUUCAGUAAUGCACAAGAUAAUUUUUUUGAUGAUGGAAGGAUAUCUCGUAAUGCUAUAAAUCUUCUGGAGCAACUGAAGCAGAACAGGAGCAAUGGAGAUAGCAGACCUUUCUUUAUGGCGGUUGGAUUUAAGAAACCUCAUCUCCCAUUCUAUUGCCCUUCGCAAUAUUAUGAUCUUUAUCCAGAAGCUGAUGAAAUAGCAUUACCAAAUAAUCCAGACCCACCUCAAGGCAUGCCUCAAAUAGCUUGGACAGUUUGGAGGGAGAUGCGUAACUAUUAUUCAGAUACAAAUCCAGUGACAAUGGGAAGUUGUACCAGAGUAGCUGGUGUUUCACUAAACAAUGCUAACUGUCAAUUAACUGCAAAUGAAACAAGGGAAGCAAGGAGAGGCUAUUAUGCCUGUACCAGUUAUGUUGAUGCACAAGUUGGAAAAAUAAUGUCAGCAUUAGACUUGCAAGGAUUUGCCAAUGACACUAUAGUAGUUCUGUGGGGAGAUCACGGAUUUCAUUUGGGAGAACUGGGCAUGUGGUCCAAGAAUACAAACUUUGAAGAUGCUACACGUGUUCCAUUCAUCCUCCGUGUUCCUGGUGUAACUGAUAAUGGAAUGAAAACUAGUGCACUUGUUGAACUGAUUGACUUAUUCCCUUCAUUGACUGAACUAGCAGGAAUAGAUGUACCUCCAUUGUGUACUUCUAAUAGUCCAAAAUCCAUUGCUUGUGUAGAGGGUAGUAGUGUGGCCCCUUUACUGAAGAAUCCAAGCAUGGAAUGGAAGAAAGGAGCCUUUUCUCAAUAUCCAAGGCCUACGUCUGGCUUGCCUACAAUUUCAGGUCGGCCUGAAUUUGAUGAUAAUGAGAAUGGUGAGAGUGUAAUGGGGUAUUCAGUACGCGUCAAUGAUUAUAGAUUCACUGAAUGGUAUCGCUUCAAUCGUACUACAUCAACUCCUAAUUUCACUGAUAUUUGGGGUACUGAGCUCUAUAACCAUACCAAUCCCACUGUUUUCUUUGAUGAUGAGAAUAUCAACCUAGCUAGUCGUCCAAACAUGGCUGAUAAAGUACAAGAGCUAAGAGCAAUCUUACAAGCAGGUUGGAGAGGAGCAUUACCUAAUGGAACUACUGAUACCACUCCCACCCCAUCAGCUACUCCUAUACCAUCAGUAGCCCCAACAGGUGAAUCCUCAUCAGCAAGAGCUAAUUUGCCAAUUCUUUCUAUAGUUGCUUUAUUUUUGCUUAUUUUUGCUAUAAUAUUUUAACUUUUUUAAAGCUGUUAUGCUCUGCUGUAUCUGUUUGCUUUUUUAUCUGCUCACUUUGCUAUUAUUAGUUUUAUCUUUGUAUAAAUAUACUGCAACAGA
Messenger RNA from Amphimedon queenslandica, 2103 nucleotides. RefSeq names its product iduronate 2-sulfatase-like. Gene Ontology annotation, molecular function: iduronate-2-sulfatase activity. Lineage: Eukaryota; Metazoa; Porifera; Demospongiae; Haplosclerida; Niphatidae. The transcript is spliced from 2 exons. The record is from RefSeq and is a predicted model, not a curated record. Bases 250 to 2004 code for a protein of 584 amino acids. Gene Ontology annotation, cellular component: cytoplasm.